Messenger RNA from Colletotrichum chrysophilum, 966 nucleotides. RefSeq lists its product as uncharacterized. The record is from RefSeq and is a predicted model, not a curated record. The transcript has 7 exons. Gene Ontology annotation, molecular function: methyltransferase activity. NCBI's taxonomy places the organism in Eukaryota, Fungi, Ascomycota, Sordariomycetes, Glomerellales, Glomerellaceae. Bases 1 to 966 code for a protein of 321 amino acids.
AUGGCCGGUACAAGGAGCCCAAAGAGUCCAAAGAGCCCUCAGAAGUCGGCCGGGUCUUCUCCAGCGGCCGCAAGCCCUGCACAUGUUGCCCCCGAAACUGAUGGUCUUAUUGUCGCCGAUGAUAGUCUUGCCUCUUCGACUACCAGUGUGAGCGGCUCGAUCUUGGACUACAGACUUGAGAAUGGCAGGACAUAUCAUCGUUACAAGGAUGGAAGGACCGCCCCUCCCAAUGAGAAGGGUGCCCAGGUGAAGCGCGCCCUGGAUGUGGGCACGGGAACUGGGCUAUGGGCCAUUGAGUUCGGUGAUGAGCACCCCGAAGCUGAAGUCAUUGGCGUAGAUCUCUCAGCAGUUCAAGUUGACUUUGUACCGCCGAAUGUCAGGUUUGAGAUCGAUGAUAUCGAAGAACCCUGGACCUUCUCAAAGCCGUUCGAUUAUAUCCACAGCCGCAUGAUGACAUCGAGCAUUGCGAACUGGAAAAGCUACCUCCAGAAGUGCUACGAUGGCCUAGAACCUGGUGGCUACCUUGAACUGGACGAAUUCGACAUCUUCCCAGAUUGCGACGACGAUACUUUCACAGGUGACCUCGCGAUAUCUAAAGCUCUCGGCCUCCUCGCAGAAGCCAUGGCCAAAAUCGGACGCGCCUUUCAGAGCGUCCCGGAAUUGAGACAGAUGAUGGUCGACGUAGGGUUCGAGGAUGUCCACUUCAAGCAGUACAAGUGGCCGAUCAAUACCUGGCCUAAAGAUCCCAAGUACAAAGAGCUAGGCAUGUGGGAGAACGAGAACCUCAACAUGGGAUUUGAAGGCUUUCUUAUGGGGCCACUGACGAGAAUUCUUGAUUGGAGCCCGGCAGAAGUCCAGGUGCUCCUGAUCGACGUGCGCCAAAAUCUUAAUAACCGGAAUGUUCAUGCAUACUGGCCUGUGUACUCACUUUGGGGCCGGAAGCCGACGGAAGAGGUUUCCAACUAA